Molecule: messenger RNA, 1492 nt
Organism: Penaeus vannamei (Pacific white shrimp)
Lineage: Eukaryota; Metazoa; Arthropoda; Malacostraca; Decapoda; Penaeidae
Product: calphotin
Source: RefSeq, a predicted model, not a curated record
UAUAUAAACUCCCCACCAUCGUCUACAGGUAGGCCAGAACUCGACAAGCCAAGUAGACGCCAUGAACCCACUGUAUCUUCUGCCCCUGCUGGUAGCCGGCUGUGUCGCCGCUCCUUCGGGAUCCGUGGCCAUCCACGCCGCCGCCCUGCCCUACGCUGGCGUUGCCACCGUAGGACACCAGGUGACGGCGCACGUCCCAACCGGAGUCGAGCUGAAGACAGUGGGUGAGGCGGUGCCCUUGGCCACACCUGUCGUGGCAGCCGCAGUCCCGGGAUACUCUGUUGACGGCGAGAUUCGUCAGGUGACUCAGACUUUCCCUGAGCCUGAACCAGUGACUGUCGACGUCAAGAGUUUGCCCGUGCUUUCUGCCCCAGCUGUUCCCCAUGUGGCCAUCGCUCCUGUAGCCGUCGCCCCUAAGGUAGCAGUCAAGUCCGUCGCUGUGGCUCCUGUGGCUCCCAUCGUGGCUCCCGCCGUAGCCCCCGCCGCCGUGGCCUACUCCAACGUGAACCUGAACGUGCCCGCGCCCGUGCCCGCCGGCGAGGCCCCCGCCCCCGAACUGCUGGUCCAGCGCACGCCCGUCAAGGCGCUCGGCCGCCCCGUCAUCUCCUACACUCCUCAGGUCACCGAGGUUCGCCCCGAGCUCAAGAUCAUCGAGAGGACCUACGACGUGGCCGUGCCCAAGCCCGUCUACGAGACCAAGGAGGUCACCCCCAUCCAGCACAAGUACGUGCCUGAGCCCUACGCCGUGCCCCAGCCCGUCGCCGUGCCCCAGCCCUACGCCGUGCCACAGCCCUACCCCCGUGCCGUGCCCGUGCACGAGCAGGUCCACGUACAGCACCACGUUGCCGCCGCCCCGCCGCGUCACCUACGGCGCUGCCCACACGGAGCUCGUCGCGCUGCCCACUUACCUACGGAGCUGCCCACGGAGCUGUCGUCGUCGCUGCCCCGCUCACCUACGGAGCUGCCCACGGUGCCGUCUAUGCUGUCGAAGACUGAGUCUCCAACGGGAGGCGAUGUUAGCUCCUCCGGGAGAUUGACUCGCAUUCUCGCUGAUAGCCGAGGACGAGGAUUCACAGAGAUAAAGAAAAAAAUUAUACCCACACAUCGAGAGAAUCUGCUCCACGGUAACAGCCACAAAAAGCUGAACGUCUCAGUAUACAGGGCGAGUUCCCUGCAGCCUCCAAGGAGUUUACCGCGAGUGGGAGGAGGCAAAGUGAGAGCGCAGAGGGCGUCAGAGGUUAAAGUCACGAUCGCUGCUUGCCGAAGUCGAGGUUCCUUUAGUGUCACACGUGUAGGUGCACAAAACAGUAACAACCACAAUCCGUCCCUACUGCCAACUAACAGCUUGCGGUCCUACGUAAUUACAAGCCUUGGGCGUGGCCGUAAGGAUUCCCUAGAGCUCCUGCUGGGGAUAUCAACGCGUCGAACGGACAACGGAAACUUGACGUCCUCCAGGGAAGCGCAAAUGACUACAGAGUCCUUUGAAGUUUGA